AUGGCGACUAAUAGUCAAGGUCAUCUUGCAGGCAAGAUGGCGGCCAAAGACAGAGCACUGGGCAUGAGCCAGGGCAGCAGUCACGUAGUGCAAUACAGUGCGGAGUGCACGAUUGUUACAGCUAUACAGAAUUGGGAAGAUGGUGGUGAGCCCACGCGGGCUGCCGGCCGAGUUGGGGCGCACGAGGGGGGCGGCCCGGCUUCCUCACGCUCGUGGCUCUCCCCGCAGGACAAGGAGAAGAAGGAGAGCAUCUUGGACUUGUCCAAGUACAUCGAUAAGACCAUCCACGUCAAGUUCCAGGGGGGCCGCGAGGCCAGUGGGGUCCUGAAGGGCUUCAACCCUCUGCUGAACCUGGUGCUGGACGUCACCAUUGAGCACAUGCGAGAUCCGGACAACCAGUACAGGCUGACGGAGGACACGCGGCAGCUGGGCCUGGUGGUGUGCUGGGGCACCUCGGUGAUGCUCAUCUGUCCGCAGGACGGCAUGGAGGCCAUCCCCAACCCCUUCGUCCGGCAGCAGGACACCUAGUCCACCCCACUGCCCGCCCCAGCCUCCCAGUAAACCCACAGCCCCGCC
Ochotona princeps (American pika) is the source of this 576-nucleotide messenger RNA. RefSeq names its product U6 snRNA-associated Sm-like protein LSm7. The transcript has 3 exons. Gene Ontology annotation, biological process: nuclear-transcribed mRNA catabolic process; mRNA splicing, via spliceosome. Gene Ontology annotation, cellular component: catalytic step 2 spliceosome; spliceosomal tri-snRNP complex; U2-type prespliceosome. Gene Ontology annotation, molecular function: RNA binding. The coding region runs from base 1 to 528 and encodes 175 amino acids. NCBI's taxonomy places the organism in Eukaryota, Metazoa, Chordata, Mammalia, Lagomorpha, Ochotonidae. The record is from RefSeq and is a predicted model, not a curated record.